AUGACAUCUGAACUGGAAUUUGUCAGUAUAGCAUGCAAUAGAGUCUCUAAUGCAGCUGAUUGGUGUCUGGAUGGAACUGUAGCUUAUGCUGCUGGAAACUUUGUAGCAAUAUAUCAUCCCGAGAGUUUUGGACAAAACACAGGUUCUGGAAGUGCUCAGCACGACGAUGCCAUUGUAUCUGGAUCUGCUGAUGGAACAUGUCGCAUAUGGAAGAAGACUCAAGUUGGAAAGUACAAGACUGUUGCCGAAUUAAGAGGACAUACUUCAGGUGUCAAUUGUCUUGCUGUGUCAAGAGGCAGGGAUCUACCAGAUGGUCCAAGUCUGGUUGUAGCUGGUUCACUAGAUGGUUGGAUUCGAGUAUGGGACGUCGAGGAUCUUGAUGUUGAAAAUGGCAAACCUGUAGUACUAGAACCAGUACAAUCACUCAACGUAUCUCCAAAAUACCCACUGUGUUUAGCAUUGGCUUGUUUGCCAAACGUGUCAACGCAAAUACUGGUCACAGGCAACACAGACAACAAACUCACCGUAUACGCCCACCAAAACCACAAAUUUGUCCCAUUAUUGACUUUACAUGGUCACAAGGACUGGAUUCGUGCAAUAGAUCUCGCCACGUAUACUAAAUCACCAUCAUCAACCGACUCAUCUCAAACACCACAUUUCAAUGAUGGUGAUUUGAUACUUGCAUCAGCUUCACAAGAUAAAUAUAUUCGGUUAUGGAGGAUAGCACCAUCGCAAGAUAUGCAAGAGGAAAGCGUUAUGGAUGUUGAACUUCCGCAGGAUCGAUUGGAUGAGUUGGUGGAAUUGGGUGAUUCAGCUCUAGCUGGUAUGAAGCUGGCUACAAAAGCGUAUAUAAUUGAUGUUGAUGUGGAUACGAGAGACAACACGAGGUCUGUAACAGUAUCUCGCACCAAAGCCAAGUACUCCAUUAUGUUUGAUGCCAUGCUGGUUGGCCAUGAAGAUUGGGUGCAUAGUGUCUUUUGGCACCUUCCCAUCAUUAAAGACGGAACAUACCAUCAACCAAUGCGCCUAAUAUCCUCAUCAACUGAUCGAUCUAUAUAUUUAUGGUCGCCAGAUGCAGACACAACAAUGUGGAUCAAUGAAGUCCGAGUGGGUGAUGUCAGUGGACUAAAUCUAGGAUUUUAUGGAGCCAUUCUGAGUCCUGAUGGUAGAACUUUGCUAGCUCAUGCUUACAAUGGUGCUAUUAGUUUAUGGGAGCAGGGCAAAGAAGAUCAAACGGUAUGGAUGCCACGUGUUGGUGUUAGUGGUCAUUCAGAUCCUGUAACUGGUCUCGAAUGGGAUCCGCGGAGUCGGUACUUGAUAACCGUCAGUGGUGAUCAAACGACCCGAUUAUGGAGUAAAUGGAUCCGUGAUGGCAUAUACACUUGGCAUGAAAUGUCUCGUCCUCAAAUCCAUGGAUAUGAUUUACAAUGUGUGGCAUUUAUCAACAAGUAUUGCUUUGUUAGUGGUGCUGAUGAGAAGGUGGUGCGAGUUUUUGAAGCUCCAAGAACAUUUGUCGAAUCGUUAGAGAAUUGGACUGGAAUCAAGGAUGAAGGAGCUGCGGCUGCAAAUCUUCCUCUGGGAGCAAGUUUACCAGCUCUUGGACUGAGUAACAAGGCAGUCUAUUAUGGUGAUGGAUUAAGCUCUGGUCCAGAAAGCAGUCGACCGACAUUUGAUGCACCACUACCAACCUUCACUGCGACCACUGGAGCAUUCAUGCAACCACCAUUUGAGCAUCACUUGUCUACUACCACAUUAUGGCCUGAAAUCAACAAGUUGUAUGGUCAUGGAUUUGAACUGUUUGCAUUGGGAGCAUCGCAUGAUGGUUGUGUGCUUGCGUCAUCUUGCAAGGCAGCGAAACCAGAACAUGCCGGCAUACGUAUAUGGUCGACGUCAACAUGGAGGGAGAUAUGUAGUCCUCUCAUGUCACAUUCUCUAACUGUUACUGGAAUCAAAUUUUCGUAUGAUGAUCGAUAUAUCCUUACUGUUGGAAGAGAUCGGAUGUGGUCUCUAUUCGUCAAAUCAACAGAAGGUGAUGUGCCAUACAAGCUCCUGUGUAGUGACGCUAAAGCUCAUUCACGUAUAAUAUGGGAUGCGUCAUGGACACAUGAUACGCAAUAUUUCGCAACUGGAUCCCGAGACAAGUCGAUCAAAAUUUGGAAGGCAUCUGGUGAAACUAUGUGGGAAGCAUGUUUAACCAUCAAGACUGAAGAAAGUGUUACUAGUGUGUCAUUCAUGCCAGUUCUGUAUUCGGAAGGAUAUUGCCUCGCCGCUGGAUUGGAGGACGGACGCAUCAUCCUGUACUUGUUAAUCGGUGAAGAGCUGCGUGUUUAUGGCAUCAUACAUUUGGACAUUGAGUGA
Synchytrium microbalum is the source of this 2358-nucleotide messenger RNA. RefSeq lists its product as uncharacterized. Gene Ontology annotation, biological process: tRNA wobble uridine modification. Gene Ontology annotation, cellular component: elongator holoenzyme complex. Gene Ontology annotation, molecular function: protein binding. NCBI's taxonomy places the organism in Eukaryota, Fungi, Chytridiomycota, Chytridiomycetes, Synchytriales, Synchytriaceae. The transcript has 18 exons. The record is from RefSeq and is a predicted model, not a curated record. The coding region runs from base 1 to 2358 and encodes 785 amino acids.